Molecule: messenger RNA, 1929 nt
Organism: Tachysurus fulvidraco (yellow catfish)
Lineage: Eukaryota; Metazoa; Chordata; Actinopteri; Siluriformes; Bagridae
Product: neuropeptide FF receptor 2
Exons: 4
Coding region: 215-1588 (457 amino acids)
Biological process (GO): G protein-coupled receptor signaling pathway
Cellular component (GO): membrane
Molecular function (GO): peptide binding; neuropeptide receptor activity
Source: RefSeq, a predicted model, not a curated record
AAUUCAGGAUUUACGCCCAUGCACGUGGCGAUUAGUGCAGAAUAUUCUGAACCGCGCGUGCUGACAGGUGAGCACAGUAGCAGGAAACUAAGGUGAAAGGUGUUGGGGAUCUUCCUGAGAGCCGUGCUUGGGCAUCUAUACGCGGAACAACAUUUAAAACUUUAAUUGACUUAAAAUUAUCCAAGUCGGACAUGUUUUAGUUUGAGGAUUUAAAAUGGCAUUGAAAACACUUGAGCUGAAUUCAACAAUAUCUUCUGUGUCAGUCUUCACUUUUGAAAACUCAGGAAAUCUUUUGGUCGAUUCAAGCACUUCCUGUCCAUUUCCUGCUCCCAAUAUUACUUAUGUGGACUUCUACCUUCAUGAUUGCUUUGUGUCUACCAUCUUCAUUGUAUCUUACCUUAUCAUUUUUAUUAUGUGUAUGGUUGGAAAUGGAGUGGUGUGCUUUAUUGUGCUGAGGCGCAAACAUAUGCGCACUGUCACCAAUCUAUUCAUUCUCAACCUGGCCAUCAGUGAUCUGCUGGUUGGAAUAUUCUGCAUGCCCACCACCUUAGUAGAUAACAUCAUUACAGGGUGGCCAUUUGGAAGUUUGGUGUGCAAGCUGAAUGGGAUGGUACAAGGAAUAUCUGUGUCUGCUUCUGUCUUUACACUGGUAGCCAUUGCUGUGGAGAGGUUUCGUUGCAUUGUUUACCCCUUCAAACAGAAGCUGACUAUUUCCACCUCCACUCUCAUAAUUGCAGUCAUUUGGGUUCUGGCUAUCUCCAUUAUGUGUCCAUCAGGUGUCAUGCUGCAGGUCACUAAGGAGAGCCAAAUCUCCAUUUUAUUAUGGGAUGGUAAUUCUUCAAAGCCAUUUUACUGGUGCCAUGAGAAUUGGCCCAACAAGGAAAUGCGCAAAAUAUAUACCACUGUGCUCUUUGCCAAUAUCUAUUUGGGUCCACUAACCGUCAUUGUCAUUAUGUAUGCCUGCAUUGGGCUAACACUCUUCAAGACAGCUAUUCCCCCCUCUAGAGAGCAAGAAUCUAGUACCAGCUUUGGAACUGGCUCCAGAAAACAAAGUGGCUAUGAAACUCGCCAGAUAGCAUCAAGGAAAAAGAAGCAUGUAGUUAAGAUGUUACUGGUUGUAGCAUUACUGUUCAUUCUGUCCUGGUUGCCUUUGUGGACACUGAUGAUGCUUAGUGAUUAUGCCAGCCUAAGUGAAUUUCAGCACCGGGUGAUAAACAUCUAUAUCUACCCUUUUGCCCAUUGGUUGGCCUUUUGCAACAGCAGCAUCAAUCCUAUAAUUUAUGGCUUCUUUAAUAAAAACUUCCGCAGGGGAUUCCAAGCUGCCUUUAAACUUCAGCUUUGUUCAAUUCAGCACAGCAAGAGUAUGACUUAUUUGCACCGUAUUCAGGGGAAUGCUGUCCUGCCAACCAAUCUGAAUUUGGAGAUAAGUAGUGGUCCAAGCAGCAGACUGGGUAUGUCCAAAGGGUUAGGUAAAAGCAGUGAUAAAAGUUUGGUGAGGAACAGUCAGUUCUCAGAAAAAAAGAACCAGAAAGAGCAAAACAUGAUCAUGGAGGAUCUAGAAAAGUUAUGUAUUAACAAGAAGGACUAAAUAUUGUAAACAUUUUAUUUGUUGUAAAUGUUAUUUUUAAAAAUCUGAUGUUAUGCUAAAAGUGUCCACCCAUUUACAGUGGUUCACGAUUGUUUUCAUAUGGAUAUUGUACACUAGUCUAGAUUCUUGACUAGCAUACUUGAAAAAGCUGAAUUAAGAGAGAGAGAGAGAGAGAGAGAGAGAGAGAUGGAGGUACACUGUAAUAUCGUACAGUGUGUAGAAAGAUUAUCAAUAGUUUGAUUCAGUAAAUGGGCAUAACUAAUGAAACAGUUGACUCAUUGUACUUAUUACCUCUCAUUACCACUCAUUGUUCUGUCCCAAAACUUAUUGCUAUGAAGCAU